AAAGAAGGAGCAUCUUUCGUUCCUUCCAUUUCCUGACAGACGACCAUCAUCAUCAAGAGCGACGACAUGGGGUUAGGGUUGGACGUGCAUAGCAACUUUGCCGAGACGCGACUUUCGUCAAAAUGCAACGCGUUCACCGCUUCACCAAUUUUGGACCAAAGUCGGACACUCGACCGCAAUUUGACCACGCUGGCGAAACACGACCAAACGAAGACGCCGAGUCUCGUUGGGGCCAAGAAUCAUGGACGAGAACAGGCGUCCAAGCACCCAUGCCGUCACCGUUCAAACCGCCAUGGCCCAUUCAUCAACGGCAACAGCAGCCCAAUCUGGGAGUAUCACGACCAUCAAGCAAGAAGAUGGCGUGUCAUUUCACAUCAAGCCUGAACAUGACUCCUUUAGUCUCUCGGAUUUGCCCCCUUUCAUCCGAGAGGAAAACGGAAUGGAGGUCAUCUACGAGGACGGUCAUCUGGAAGAAGAGGACGCUGAUGUGCAAGAAGAGGGGAUUGUUGUCACCAAGUUCGGGUCCCAUCAUGGCUCCAGCCAUGCCAACAGAUUUGAACCAAAUCGCUCAAGAACCAUCACCAAGCGCAAGCCGGACUUUCAAGAGGACGAGCCCGGGACAAAAUCAGACUCAGACUCAGACUCCGACUCCGACUCCGCCUUCGAGUCCAUGAGUUUGGGAACCCGUAAACGCCAAAAGACCGAGACUGGCCGGGCGAACACGACCGCAAGCACCACGACAACAACUGGGAUGAGACCAGAAACCACCAUGGUGUUGUCCACUAAACAGGUCAUCACUCAAAUCUUCUCGUCCAGUUCUCCUCGCGCCCAUAGCGAUAUCCACACCUACCCACUGCCGCCAGACCAACCUCAUCGACAUAGCUACCACAGUCCCCUUCUCCUAUCCUUCCCAAGCAACUCGAAAUCCUGUUCCACAGAAAAUUCCACAGCUGCAGCCCGCAAGCACCGCGAUGCCCUCCUCGCCUGGUUCGACACGUACAGUGCAGCUCGCCAGAUGCCGUGGCGGAAGGCUUGGGUUGAUGCCAGUCCGUUGCUUUACCCUGCCAGCGGUAUCCCUUCUUCCUCCAUCGCAAUCAACACCACUUCCGCUCCCGCUCCCGCUUCCGCUUCCGCUUCCAAGCCCGCUGCUUCCAGCGUUCAGCCGACAUCAGACUCGCUUGUGGGUCCCAAGGUGAAAGCUUCCCCACCGAUUCCGGAAUCAGCCCUCCUCUUCCCCAACCUAGCUGCCUCGAUUCUCCGCGCUCAAGCCGAAGCUGAGGCACAAAAACGGCAAGCCCAAGCUGAAGCUGAAGCGAGAGCCCGCGCCCACGCCCAAGCAAAAGUCAAAGCCGAAGCCGAAGCCAAAUCCCAAAAGCAAGCCCAAACUCUCCAAUCCCUCCGGUCCACCAUCGCCCAACGUUUUUACGAAACUCUCCUCUCCGAAAUUUUGCGCCAAAUUUUCCGUGAGACCGACCAGGAGGAGGCGAUAAAGAACAUCACAACGCAAUAUGACCGGUGGAUAAAGGCUUUUCCGACAAUAGAGGAUUUGGCAAAGGCGAAUGAGGAACAGGUGGAGGAAUUAUCAGACGACAUCCGCGCUACACGUUUACACAGGGCGGCGAGACAGAUUUGCGAAGGGAAGAGUUACAAGAGUAUCGAGAUUAUUCGGUUGCCGACGACGGUUGAGAAGCUCCAGAACCUAUCUGGCGUCGGGCCACAUACUGCCGGUGUGGUAGCUGCUGUAGUUUUUGGGCGAGCAGAGCCGAUGGUAAUCUGGGACGUCACCCGCGUCCUGGCGCGGCAACUGGGAAUCAGAGCGGAUGCGAAUAAGAACGCAGCCCGGGAGGUGAUUUGGGAAGCGGCGAGGAGGUUGGUGGAGCAAGUGGCUUGGGACGGCGUUGAAGCUGAGGAGGAGGCCAAGGCGAAGCGGAUAGGGAAAAGCAAGAAGGGAACCCGAAAGGACAUGAACGAGGGAGAAAACGUGGUUGAUCUGGAUGACAGAAGAAACAGAGGACCACCCCCUCUCAGUGACCGGCCGGGACGUUGGGGUCAAGCGCUUAUGGAACUGGGAGCAGCCGUCUGUCUCGCGGCGCCGAAGACGCCCUUGUGCCACUUGUGUCCCAUCCAAGCCACGUGCAGAGCGUAUGCGGAAGGGCUGGAGAUCGCAAGGGAGGAAGGGAUGGUGGUAGGAAAUAAGGCCACCAGAAAAGAGCAGGACAGGCAAGCGUUGAAGAAGAAAGUGGACAAGUUGCAAAAGCAAAAGGUGGUGGAUAUAGAAGAUGCGGCAUGUUCGUUAUGCCCUCCUCUAUCAUUAUCUCCUCCAAUCUUUCCCUCUGCUAGUCAUUCGUCGAACUACACUUCUGCAACGAAGAUAAAGAAGGAGAACCAAGACGAGAUAUGGCAGCCAGGGGAGUAUCUGGAAGACACAGACCGCGACACAGAAGUGCACUACCUCGGCACCGUGCCCAAGUCGGCGCUGCCCAGCACCAAAGAGAACACCGGUACUCAUAACAUGCAGACCACCCAGGACACUCAACAACAGACAAACAACAAGGACGCAAAAACCAUCUGGACCACCUUCUACGAACAAAACAGCUGGUUAAGGCUCCCUAUUAACCUCGAACGCAGCAAGCCUAUACCCGACUAUCUCUGCUCGACAACCAGAAAGUUUAUUACUGCUUACUGCGCCCAAUAUCCCUACAAUGCCUAUACCAAGGCGAAACCCGAAGGGAAGACGACGACGGCAUCAGGUCCCCCGAAAAACAUCGAUCUUUCCAUGUUCAGGUAUCAAACUUAGGCGUCUUGAUGGCGAUAAGAAUUUCUCCAAGUCAAAAGACAUCGGGAACCAUGUGAGUCUUAUUUUGACAAUUGGUGGGGCGGGUAUAGGUCCUUCCAAUGUCACCGAGACGAGACAUAGGAGGCUCGCGGAGGUUUGAGGAGAGCUUUGAACGGAUUAAUUGUCUGUUGACAUUCUCGGUUUUCGGUUGGAGUAAAUCAUGAAGAGAUUCUGGUGGAUGGUGGACUUGGCGGGCACGGAAAAUAGAGUGGUUAUCUGGUGGAAAUAAGUGUUGUGAGGUAGUCAAGGACAUAACAUAUGACGGCGUGACAUUUAUAGGCAUAUUCAAGCAUAAAAGCAUAUUGGACACCGCGCUUCAAAUCAAG
This is a messenger RNA of Neurospora crassa OR74A, 3162 nucleotides long. RefSeq names its product A/G-specific adenine glycosylase. The transcript has a single exon. Gene Ontology annotation, biological process: base-excision repair; mismatch repair. Gene Ontology annotation, molecular function: oxidized purine DNA binding; 8-oxo-7,8-dihydroguanine DNA N-glycosylase activity; adenine/guanine mispair binding. NCBI's taxonomy places the organism in Eukaryota, Fungi, Ascomycota, Sordariomycetes, Sordariales, Sordariaceae. The record is from RefSeq and is a predicted model, not a curated record. Gene Ontology annotation, cellular component: nucleus. The coding region runs from base 242 to 2797 and encodes 851 amino acids.